Molecule: messenger RNA, 6978 nt
Organism: Amoebophrya sp. A25
Lineage: Eukaryota; Dinophyceae; Syndiniales; Amoebophryaceae
Source: the annotation of a GenBank genome assembly
AUAGUCCUCCUGAUCUAUCAUCUAGUAAUAUCGCAUUCACUACUAGUGUUGGCCGGCGAGAAGCAAGUAUGGUCAUUUCAGUAUCAGCUCGAACUCGAAAAUGAAAAAUCGAGUCUGUGGUGUUGCAAAGUUUUGUCUUUAAUGAUGAUGAAAGCGUGGUCUCCCCUAGAAGAGUCUACUUAAAAGAUGAAUUUGUAGGUUAUACUUUAGUCUCAUCUGCUGCUGCUCCUGCUGGUUUCUCCAUCAACGUUUGAUUCUGUCAAACCCUAGUCUAACUGUUGUUCGUUGAUUCUUUCUAUACUCGAAUCAAUUGAUCGAUGUGCCUGUGCUGUUCUUGUACUAAAAUCCUUCUCACUGUAAUCUGUUUUCAUUGAAACAUGGCACGUCAUCACGGUCCACUGGAUAAUGCAAAACGUUGAACUCUUUUAAUGCCGGUCUUGAUGGAUAAAGAUGACGAGUAGCACAGCAUCAGAUUUGUUGGACGGCAUUCGUGCAGACUCGGGAAACGCGAAAAGCAGUCGACUACUUCAACCGCGUCCCGUGAGUCGGCAGACGUCUAGAGAUUUGGAUGGACCUGCCGGAGGUUCGGGUGGGGCAUCGUCAUCUCUUACUUCUGGAGGGACCACCAUUGGCCACGGAGGCGUAGCAAACACGAUGUCAUCCUCUUCCAUAUCAGUUUUGAAUUCCGCUGGCGCAUCUGCGACUGCAGGCGGAGGCGCAGACGCGGAGGGCACGGCUUUAAGGAGUGCGCGGGGGCAGCAUCGAGACAGUGGCGGCGGUGAUUUACCGCCGCCCUCAUCUUCAACGGCAACUGGUGUGGUAGACACGAACAGCAGUAAGAGUCAACCGAGGGUGGCACUCGUUUCGCAGGGUGGAAAUGCAGGAGAGACUCGUCGAUAUAAGCGCGCGAGCGGCGACGUGUCAGACGAAGAGCUACGAGCGAUUUUGGACGAAACAGCAGAAGUUAAACGCGCCAGGAUUGACCACGGAGCAUCCCGUGGACCGGUACUACUACAUGAUGCUUUUUCUCGUCAUGAUUCUCGUCUAGAUCAGCUUCUUGAUCAUGGUUUUUCUUCUCGCUCGACCUUCUAUAACAAUGAUCAGAUUUCGGACAAGAUACUUCUACUCCACAACGACCACGAAGAAGAAGAAAAUAUCAAGCACAAUGAUAAAGCACAAGGAGACCAAAGCGAGGAUACAAAAAGACAGCAGCAAAAAAAAAGUGAGCAAGAUAAAGAAGAUCUUCGGCGAAGCUUCUCAUCAGUAUCACCCAGGCGCACAAUGUUGACCACAGAGAAAAAGGAUGUUGGCCAAACAAAAGAUCUGGGACCUGCCUCACAAGCUCGACAUUUUCAAGAACAGAGAGUAGACCCUGGGCAAACGGAAGCUUUCGAUUCUCCAUGCAUACGGCGAAGGGCGUCAAAUGGUGAAAAAAUCGAUCCCGACUGUUCAGCACUGUAUAUGCGUUGGCGAAAGAGUCGUGGGUCUGCUUGGUCUGACCAAGGAAGCUCCUCAUCUGAGAUUUCGGCCAGUGACAAUGAUUCUCGCGUUUUAUUAUCUUCACCACGUCGAGAAGCAGAGCCAGAGGAAAUAGAACAAGGUGGAUCACAACAAGGGGUGCGUUUGAUGGAUCAUGAUGAAGAUAGUCAAGAAGCUGAAGAGGGUGAUAACGCUUACAAAUUGUGUGUCGAUAAACGAGAUGUAAAUCUCAAGCUCGAGGAAGGCGGAAGUGCGAGAAUUCUUCCAGAUGGUCGUAGGGAAGAUUACAAAUCGCUGAAAAAUAUCGAACCAGAGUAUGAAAGUCGCGUGGUGGUGCAAGUGCAACGUUGUAGAGAUUCAGCAGACGUCUUUUCGGCAAGUAGCAGUAGCCCGAAUCGCACUCCUCCAAGCACGCCAGGAAAGUUUUUUCGCGCUAUGAUGCGUCCUGUCCCUCAUGGGACAGCACAGAGAGAACCUCCAUUUUUGAGCGAAUCACCACCACGGCCUGUGAAAAAACGGUCGACGCAGCAUUUGACGGUUGGAAACAAGAUGGCUCCCCAUCCUCUUAGCCUGUCUACGCGGUCGACAACGGCGAAUGAUGGAUCUGUCUUACCGUCUUCAGCGCGUACUGACGGACGAGGGUCGACCUUCAGCUGUGGCGUAUCCUCCAUAAUGUCGUGUCAUUCAAAUGUCGGCGAUCGCUCGCGCGUAGAUUCCAGCGGAUACGUUGCUACCGCUCCGUCGUCCAGCGUCAGUACGUCCAUUUCAUCUUUGAAUGACCAUACAAACUGCGGGACACGAGGGCUCUCUACUACGCCGUCACCAUCGCGAGUGCUACCAGCGGAGCAGUUGGCAUUGCUUGCUAACGAUGAAGUUAGAAUUGAGAAGUUACCACUAGGAAGCUCAGGUUCCUCCUCGAAGAGACUGCUCAGUGACUUUUUUGGAAAAGAGACAGGACUGGUGGAUAAAGAUGCGCAACAUGUUGAUAAGCAAGCUGACCUCGACCAUGCGGAGACAUGCAGCUUGCUCGCUCUGGAUGAUGAUUGUGAAGAAGACCAUGACAAAAUUGGUGGCGCCGGGAAGUUCCAAAGCCGAGAAAAUCAGCAGAAAAGAGGUUCUCAGCAUCUUGUUCCGCCACUUCAACUUCGAGAUCGCGCCCCCACCCAUCUGGAUGACCUUUCUUCCUACUCAGUAAUCAAGGAUCCCGAGGACGUCUUUUGUGGGGAGUCAUUCUGCCGAGCAAAAUUCGGCUUGGAUGAGGAUCUCCACGGUGUAAGCACUUCACCGCAUGUUCGAAAGGCUUCCAUCUCGGAGAAGCAGCAGCCACCGUUGCCUGGUUUUUACAAGCCUAGCAAAAUCCGUCGGCCCCUGUACGUCUCGCGAAGUAGCAGUUUUGAUGGCAGAAGUACUGCACCUCCAGUAAGCAUACGGAAUUCGUCAUAUACGGUGUGUUCAAGACACGAAGCUGAGCAGCAGUGUGGAGACGGAGUACUCGCAGCUGCUGGAAGCGUGGUAGAAGUUGAAAGUCUUGAAGGUCAAAGCGCUCUGUCAAAAACAAAAAGAAGCCUUACGAUGAAGCAAAACUCGCGUAAAAAACACGGCAUGGACGCUACACAACCUACCGUGUCAAAAGGAACUAAUGUCUGGCACUCUCUACCAGAUGAGAAGGAAUUGCGAAGGUUGAAAAAACGAAACAACAGAAAUGAACAAGGCGCUGGAGAAAAACAACAGGAACGAAGAGCAGCAUCUUUGACUACAACAAGAAACUGCGAGCGGCAUAUUAGUGUAUUCAUUAGCGGGGGCACAAGAGUAGUUGAAGAUACAGCUACUUCUGGAUGCGCUAGGCAUGUUGGCGGAAGAAGGAGCGGUCUGACUACACCCAGAUUUUUCUCAGGAAGAGCUUCAAGGAAUACAGGCUGCGCAGUCAAUUGUCGCAACAACUCUUCGAGAUUGCACGAUCAGCAGCAGUCAGAAGAGAUUGAAGAUUGUCGUAGGAUCGUUGAUCGCUUGAUAGCCAACAAGCGACAGUCUGUUGAUUCCAAUAAGAGAAACCAUCACAACUACAAUGAUCUUCCUCGUCAGGUGAGUUCUUCGACGACAGGAGGAGGCGGCAGUCAGACGUUACAAGCACGUUUUGGCCGUAGUCAACCACCGCCCGGUGGUGCCAGCUAUCCGGAUAAUUACGCAACGUUAGUCGACAAUUCGUUUUCUACGAUAUCUGGCAGUUCCGAACAAUUCGGCGGAUCUUCGGGAUCAAAUGCGCAGCGGUUGCCUGGCACUUUUUCUACGCGCUCAGGCACGGCCUCGCAUGUAAAUUACGGAGAAACUUCGACGUCAGGAACCGGCAGAGGCACAGCCGCAACUAGUAGCUACAACCCACCGCCACGGAGAGGUACACCGCCUCGAGGUGUGCCCGGUGCUAAUGCGGGUCCUGGCACAAACCUCGUCGCUCGGGGCGGACCAUCGCCUGGGAGCUACCAACGCACGGCUUCGCCAGGAAGCGGCGGUGCAAAACCGAAGCAGCCAGGUCGCGGUGCAUCACCGAGGAUUGGCGGACCAGUUGGGGCGAAAGCAAGAGGCGUUUCGCCAGGGGUACAGCUGUGAAUCCAAGCCCCAUGUUUCUAUGACUUUCGACAUUGACUUAUCUACAUCAACUUAUCAUUUGUCUCACAUCAAGAGAAUCGCAUUCGCAAUUUCCACUUCUUCGUUCGAGGCAUGAUGUGCUUAGUGGAACCAUGAGCCGCUCUCGUCAUUGCAACGACAGGCACGCAAUCCCUACCGCGGCACCGCUUCCCGGUUGAUUCCUCAGCCCUCGCCAGAGGAAGUCGCGGCUAAAGAGGAAAAGGAGGCUCUCGAGACCGAACUUGCAGAGCUCAUCGAGCGACGGCGGGCCGCUGUGGCGCGUAUCGAAGAAUUGCGAAGCACAGAACAGCAAGUUGUGCAGCGCUACGAAGUUGCUGAAAUGUUACGGCGUCUAUAUCAUGUUCUAUGAGCUGUAGAUCUAGUGCCGUCAGAAAGUGUACUCAUGCUUGCUGUAUUAGCGAGUGCUACAGAACCUUCCCCUGCUAACAUGUGAAUACGAGAAAUUCACGCAGAAGCUCGAGAGUGCGCGAGAGGUCUGGACGCGCAAGCUUGCCGAGAAGAAGCGUGCGAAGGCUGAGAUGGAAAAGGAGCUUGCGACAUCACGCGAGGCUUUAGAAACGGCACGCGCUAGACACGCGACUUUGUCGAAAACCAAGGAAUUGGAGCUUCGCGGGAUCGAGAAGGAAGUCGCCCGAAAGCGUGAUACAGAGAGAGAGUUUCAAGAGGCGCAUGCCGCAGAAAUCACGAAGCUUGCUGAAAUAGAAGAGUGGAAAGCCAAAAUAGAGGAGGCGCGCGCUUACCACGCGAAACUCACUCAAAAGCGUUCGUUGCUAGUGCUGCGUACCAAGGAACGAUUCAACGAAUACAUCGAGGUGAAGGGAAACAUCCGAGUUUUCGUGCGUAUUCGACCGCUGCUGGAAAACGAAGAAAAGCCGUACUUUUUUUCUGUGGCUUUACUCAGUUCUCUUCAUUUCUUUUUCAAUCUGGACUUGCUGUGGACCACUGGCAGAAGAUUGCUUUCACUGUGAUAAUCGCAGUGUGGUCUCUUACAACUGUUCGAUCACGCAAAAAGGAUGAGUAGACCGUGAUGAUUGAUUGUGUUCCCCCAAUAGUAUUCAUCUCCGUCAGUAAUUUUCUUAACAACAUUUCUCCUUCAACAGGGCGAAAAUGCUUUGCGACGAGCGCAGUGGGGCACUUGAGGUGCAAGGAGAAGCUUUUUUGAACGUCAGUGGUUGCGCGGAGCAAACCAACACUUGGGGUUUCCAUUUUGACCGCGUCUUCAACACGGAUAGCCCACAGCGUAGCGUUUUCGAGGAAAUCUCCCAGCUGGUCAAGAGCGCACUGGACGGCUACAAGGUUGCCAUUUUCGCAUAUGGCCAAACCGGUGGCGGGAAGACUUACACUAUGGAGGGUCCUCCGAUUAACACGCUCACCGCAAGCAAUUUCGAGCAGAAGGCGGGCGUGAUUCCUCGUGCGGUUCAUCACAUCUUCCAACACAUCAAAAACACAUCGGGUUGGGCAUUCGAAUGCAGCGUCAGCUUUGUCGAGAUCUACAACGAGACGGUGCGAGACCUCCUAAACAAAGGAAAAGAAGUCGAGAUUCAAGUGGCAGGACAAGAAGCUGUUGUGAACAGUACUACAACUUCUAUCCGUUUUUUGACACGACCACGUCGUAGGAAAUACCCAUCACUUCUGGUUCUGAUGGUCAGAUGAAGCAAUGGGGUUGUCGUUGUAUCACAUUAUCAUGAGUGCAAUUACGAUGAUGCAUCGAUCCCGUGAUGGACAAAAUAGACCUAAAAUCUGCCUUCACUAAUUUAGGUUCUACCCUGGUUGUCAAAGACGAAAAUGAGGUGUUUGCUGCGCUGACGAAGGCAAAUGCAGUACGGUCCUACGCAUCGACGGCGCUUAAUGACCGAAGUUCGCGAUCACACUCCGUUUUUCAACUCAAGCUAGAAGGAAGAGGUCCACGGAAUCAUACGCUUCGAGGACUGCUGUCCCUUGUUGAUCUUGCCGGUAGCGAGAGAGUCGAGAAAUCUAAGGUACAAGGAGAGAGGCUCAAAGAGUCGCAGUUCAUCAACAAAAGCUUGUCCGCGCUCGGCGAUGUCAUCACGGCACUCGCGGAAAAGAGCGGACAUGUAAUAUUUUUUGGUGCCGCUCCUGAAGGCGAAGUUUCAAGCUUGUUUGUACGAGGAAUGAUAUUUUCAGUACGAGUACUUAGUUGUUGUAAGCAAAAGACCAUGCCCAUGGAUGCGACACUGAUUUCGAAACAUCAGCAGGAUGGAUUGCAAUCUCGAUGUCCCUCUUGAUUGCUACUUUUUUACCAAACUAACAUCGUAUCCAGGUACCUUAUCGCAAUUCCAAGUUGACGCUACUGCUAAAGGACAGUCUAGGAGGAGAUUCGAAGACGUUGAUGUUUGCAAAUGUUAGCCCUCUCGAGAAAUGCCUUUCAGAGACGAUAAACAGUUUAAGGUUUGCAAGCAAGGUAAAUUCUGUUUCAAAGUUUGGGGGAAAAAAGACGACAAGUAGCAACUUACCAGAGCGGAAGGCGCAAGCGUCGUAAAACAUACGAUGACGAGAUGUCUAUGAGGAUGCAGCUUUUUGUCGAAGUCGCGAUGGCAAUAAUUAUUCAGGCAGUGACUGGCACUGGGGGUGUCCAAUAUGAUGUUCGUUGAAAAACAAUCUAGGUGAAGUAGAAGGUUCAUAGGGAAGAAGUAUGAUCAGCUGAUUUCUUUCACCGCGAUAAUGAUGACCCUGUUCGUUGCAUGUUGGCAGACCCAAUGAUUGACGUGUGAUGUGAACACUUCCAGUUUUAUUGAUUCCUGACAGUGAACUGUGAACAGCCGUUGCGCUUUUCUCAAUCUUGUAUGGAAUACCUAUCAUUAGUAACUUCUUGAAGUGCCGGAUCAUUGUCAUCGC